AUGGCCAACAACAACUCCCUCGAGAAGCUCAUCAACGGCUUCUACGGAGUGCCGCUGCCGCCACGACUUCCGCCCGCACCAACCAAGCGUAUCUCCAACAUCGCAUGGAGAGGUGACGGAGUGGAUCCGGUUUCCUCGGAAGGCGGAUGGUCUACAGAAGCGCCAGACCAGAUGCAGUCCAUGAAGAUUUGUCCUCGUCGCGCAGAGCUCGAAUACCUUCGCCACGGGCACCUAGACUACUUGGACCUCGCCGUUGUGAUCGGCUCAAAGUCCAAUGGGAAGGACUGGCUUGAACGAAGGGGGGCAAUGAAGCAGGAAGUGUCCAUCAUGCAUGGCAAGCUAGCCGGUAAGCAGUCUUUCAUUGCCAUGACUCUCGAGGCCGAUAUUUCGCUUUGCAACGUCAAGAUGAGCACUCACGAUUACCACCAGAGAGGCCUUAAACUCGGAAUCCUCCCGCUGCUUUUGAAGCCGCCUAUCUCUCUUCCUUUGAAGUGUAUCAACGAAGACGUCGAGUUUGGUGUUGGUGCUGAUGGGGAGGUUACGUUCAAUCAUUGCGUGAAGCACGGGGUAACAUGCAUGAACCCGCCACCUCAUUGA
Alternaria metachromatica is the source of this 597-nucleotide messenger RNA. RefSeq lists its product as uncharacterized. The transcript has a single exon. Lineage: Eukaryota; Fungi; Ascomycota; Dothideomycetes; Pleosporales; Pleosporaceae. The coding region runs from base 1 to 597 and encodes 198 amino acids. The record is from RefSeq and is a predicted model, not a curated record.